AUGGCAGUGGAGUGGGAGCCCAGAGCUCUCACUGAUGUGCAGAAGAGGAUCUCAUUUGGGUCAUGUCAAGAACGGAAGAUGUUCCCUCUCCACCACGGCCCAGGCAGGCUGGGAAUCCAGCUGAUAGCCAUCAGGGGAGACCCUUCGCUUGGGCCAGGCUGUUACCUGAGUCAAGAGAGCAGCAGCCUCAGAUACUCUUUGGAAAACAAACCACUAAGCACGAAAGGCUACGUGAUAGGAGCGAGAACAGCCCAGCGCUUCAUACCACAGCCACAGACUGUGACUCCCAGCCCAGCAAAGUACCAGUCAUUCUGGACGAAGGAGAGGAAGUGCCAGCCUGCCUGUGCUCCAUUUUCCAUUAAGACACCACGAUUCCCAGAUAAGCCUCCAGACAAAGAACUUUUCCCUGGACCUGGAACUUAUGAAGCAAACAAGCAACUACACAAAAAAGUCACUUGGCCAAUGAAGUUUGGGUCUCCAGACUGGUCUUUAGUGCCGACGCCAGCAAAGAGGAUGAUGAAAAUGGAGGUGCAGAAGAUGACCAUAGACAGAGAAUUCAGGAAACACCGAGACCGAGUGGCCUACCUGAGUUUAUACUUCAGCUGA
This is a messenger RNA of Pterocles gutturalis (yellow-throated sandgrouse), 606 nucleotides long. RefSeq names its product primary cilia formation (gene CIMAP3). Bases 1 to 606 code for a protein of 201 amino acids. The transcript has 6 exons. Gene Ontology annotation, molecular function: cytoskeletal protein binding. Gene Ontology annotation, biological process: regulation of cell projection organization. Gene Ontology annotation, cellular component: ciliary basal body. The record is from RefSeq and is a predicted model, not a curated record. NCBI's taxonomy places the organism in Eukaryota, Metazoa, Chordata, Aves, Pterocliformes, Pteroclidae.